AUGCUUCCAGGAAAGAUCAUUGUGCCCUUGUCACCACCGAGCUCUCCUCGCAUGUCUGGUCAAGACUACAAGCCAGUACUACCUGGUUGGCAAACGCAUCAAGACCAUCAGUCGUCUUAUGGGCAGGGGUAUGCACAUGCACCAGGCCAAUACCAAGCUCCUCAGGAACCUGUGCCUAACAGCCAUGUCCUGAGCGUGCCUCAAGGUCCUUCGUUGAGAUCAUACAAAACUUCCCCAUACCCGCUCAACGCCCAGUACUCUGCAGGUAGCACUGCUCCGAGUUCAUACUCACAACUUGCAUCAUCAGACUCGAAGUCUCACACGACCCCUCAAUCGAGUGCAGGCGCUGGACAGCAGACUCUGAGCGAGUCGCUACCCGGUAGCCCAUCGUCUCACUUGAGCCCACACUCACAAGGAAUCGACCCCGAUGAUGAGAUUGCAGAUGAAGAUGAUCAAGAUGCAAGCGGAGAUGCUGAAGAUGGUGACAAGCCUCCGAUGACCGCAGCCGAGCUGAGAAAUCAAAAGCGCAAGAUGAAGCGAUUCAGACUUACCCACAACCAAACAAGAUUCCUAAUGAGCGAGUUCAGUCGUCAAGCUCACCCCGAUGCUGCGCAUCGCGAACGGCUUUCGAGAGAGAUUCCUGGCUUGAGCCCAAGACAAGUGCAAGUCUGGUUCCAAAACAGACGUGCAAAGCUGAAGCGUUUGACAGCCGAGGACCGCGAAAGGAUGAUGAAGUCAAGAGCUCUGCCUGACAACUUUGAUAUGACACCCAGUCUUCACAGCAACUAUGGCUCAGCCCCCGGCGGCAUUACACCUGGCGCAUCUCCUGCCAGUUACGGCACUGUCAUCCACCAACCCGGGCACAUUCGUCCAUUGACUCUCGACACACUUCGCCGAGGAGAAAUGGGACCCAGCUACAUCAGUCCGACCGGCAUUCCUCCUGGUAUGACAUCAAUGGCAUACACCCCGCCCCACUCAGCAACAGACACCAUGUCUCCAGUCUCUAGACCACCCGAGGGUGCCGCUUAUGGAUACACUCCUCGAUCGAAUCUGGACAGUCCUCAGAGAGCCAUGUUCCCGGGACCUCCUUCAUACACCAGCCAAUACUCACAGCCUCCACGACUUCCCGUACACGAUAGAUUCAGACGCGCAAGCGGAGAGACUGCUACCUCAUCUCCUUUGAGAUCGAGCAUGUCCUAUGGUAGCCUGAGCGGCGAAAGCUCACAACAUCCCUCGGAGGCAAGAACUCCAGGCAUACCAACAUCAGAAGGCCAGGGAUACAUUUCUCAACAGGAUGCACAGAGAAACAUGCCUCCUCCAAGUGGACCAUAUGGCCUGGGUAUCCCGCCUUAUGGUUUCCCAAGCUACCAAUCUAGCGUGCGCCCAGCUCAGGCACCGACCAGCGGCCCUCCCAGCAUCGACAUGAUCAAUGCAUACCACAGAGACAGCCAACAACUGCUCAGCCAACACCCUUCCUCUUUCCCCGAAUACCAACAAUACCACAACCCUACUCCUUACUCCACACCUCAGAUGCCCCACUACGCCAACUUCAGCAACCAAUUCGCCCCGCCCCCUUCUUCAUACUCUGGCCCUUAUAUGCAGCGUUCGGAGCAGCAACAGGCACAGUCUCAGCCGCAAAUCCAUCAGCAGCCCCAACAAGCGCAACAGCCGCCGACUUCGGUAGCAUCCGGCGCGGCUCAGCGGUCCCCAUACCCUACACACCGCAACAACGAUUCCGAAGCCGAUCACAGCGAUAGCGGCGUUGCUAUCGGCGCUUCCUACUAG
Messenger RNA from Aureobasidium namibiae CBS 147.97, 1785 nucleotides. RefSeq lists its product as uncharacterized. The coding region runs from base 1 to 1785 and encodes 594 amino acids. The transcript has 4 exons. Gene Ontology annotation, molecular function: DNA-binding transcription factor activity; RNA polymerase II transcription regulatory region sequence-specific DNA binding. NCBI's taxonomy places the organism in Eukaryota, Fungi, Ascomycota, Dothideomycetes, Dothideales, Saccotheciaceae. Gene Ontology annotation, biological process: regulation of transcription by RNA polymerase II; animal organ morphogenesis; cell differentiation. Gene Ontology annotation, cellular component: nucleus. The record is from RefSeq and is a predicted model, not a curated record.